AUGUCGUCUCUCGCAGCGUUUGAUCUAUUCAAUGUAAAAGGCCGCGUGGCAGUGGUGACAGGCGGGAGUAGUGGAAUAGGACUUAUGAUCUCUAAGGGACUUAUCCAGAAUGGUGCAAAAGUCUACCUCGCUGCAUUGUCAAGUGACCCUAUCGAUGAUGUCGUUAGUGAGCUAAAUCGUCUGGGGCGAGAUAGCGGGGGAAGUGCGGAAGGUUUUGUCUGUGAUGUUUCAUCCAAAAAGUCAAUAUCUCAAUUUGCUCAGAAGGUCUCCCAAAAAGAACAGUACUUGGAUAUAUUGAUCUCAAAUGCGGGCAUUCGUCGUGACCCUCCCCAGGCGUGCAAUGUCCUGACUGCAACACUGGAGGAGCUUCAAAAUUCAAUGUGGUCUAUUGAGGAAAAAGACUGGGAAGACACUUUUCGAGUGAACUCAACAGCGCAUUACUUCCUUAGUGUUGCCUUCCUUCCUCUUCUGGUCGCAGCAGCCGAGAAACAGACGAGCAGCGGAGGAAAAGGUCGCGAUGAAGGGAGAGGUGUGAUUGUGAUUACCAGCUCUUGUGCCAGUAUGCACAAUGUGACAAAUGUCGAUUUGACUAGCUAUGCCACCAGUAAGGCCGCUACCGACCAUUUGGUCAAGUUGCUGGCAGCCAAGUACAAUCGCUUCUACGUCCGAGUGGUGGGCAUCAACCCAGGAUUCGUUCCGAGUAAUAUGAAUCCGGUUGGUGCGGAAGGAAAUAUCUUCAGUUCGCUGUUUGACAAGGUUCCUGCAAAGCGAGCGGGCGCUUCAGAAGAUAUGGCGGGCACGAUCUUGUAUCUCGUGAGCAAAGCCGGAGCCUACGUGGAUGGUGUCUCGUUAUGUGUAGAUGGCGGCCGGAUUUUGUUAGCAAAUGGACAGGAAUAA
This is a messenger RNA of Penicillium daleae, 897 nucleotides long. RefSeq names its product SDR family NAD(P)-dependent oxidoreductase. The coding region runs from base 1 to 897 and encodes 298 amino acids. Gene Ontology annotation, molecular function: oxidoreductase activity. The transcript has 5 exons. NCBI's taxonomy places the organism in Eukaryota, Fungi, Ascomycota, Eurotiomycetes, Eurotiales, Aspergillaceae. The record is from RefSeq and is a predicted model, not a curated record.